Messenger RNA from Cydia amplana, 2320 nucleotides. RefSeq names its product multiple C2 and transmembrane domain-containing protein-like. The coding region runs from base 32 to 2116 and encodes 694 amino acids. Gene Ontology annotation, biological process: regulation of neurotransmitter secretion. Lineage: Eukaryota; Metazoa; Arthropoda; Insecta; Lepidoptera; Tortricidae. Gene Ontology annotation, molecular function: calcium ion binding. The transcript is spliced from 14 exons. Gene Ontology annotation, cellular component: synaptic vesicle membrane. The record is from RefSeq and is a predicted model, not a curated record.
CUUAUUCGUAUUAAUUUAAAUGUAAACCGCGAUGUCGUUUAAAGGAAACGGUCAUUUUAGUACGAAAUCUCAUUUAGAAUGUAGCGCGAAUGAGGAGUCUCACGCUACCAUUGAAAAUUGUAAACAAACGUAUCCGCAGUUGAGAGAUCUAUCCUCUCCACGCAACGGAAGUGAAUUGGCGCGGACGGUGGACAACAGUGACUCUUCUCACGGGCAACAGUUAACUGAAGCGAAAACUUUGAAUAAUGAAUAUAAUUUACAUUCUAAAUCAAAUCACAAUAUUGUCGUAAGUGAGACACGAGCGCUUGAGAAAAGUAACGGCAAUGUACGACAACGCUCGAUGCUGCAGACUUGGACGUCAUUUGCAGUCCCGGAAGGCUUGGCGAUGGACCCGCUGGCGCCGGCGCCGCUGGCAGUCUCCACGGAGUUCAUGGAGCGCAUCGGCUCGGGACUUUCCCUGCUCAGGGAUCAUGGGAAAAAAGUGCAUAAGUAUGUAUGGAAAAACAGAAGGUUUGACAUUCUCAGAAGAUCGUGGAAAUCUACUGUGAAUGUAACAUUAGUCGACGCUAAAGACUUACCUUAUGGGCCCUCUAGCGGCUCCAAUGGACUGUAUUGCAAGUUUAAAUUAGGUAAUGAAACUCACAAAUCGAAACAAGUUCCAAAAUCUAAGCCAACUUGGUGUGAGAGGUUCAACCUGUACCAGUACGACGACAACCACUUGGAGGUAACAGUGUGGCACAAAGGAAAACAAAAGAAUUUUAUGGGCCGAUGUACCAUCGACCUCUCGCGGCUGGAGCGCGAGCGCACCCAUGAGCUCUGGCAGGAGCUGGAGUGCGGCUACGGCGCCCUGCACCUGCUCGUCACGCUAGGCGGGCCCGCCAGGGGCCUCCCGCUCGACAGCGUGCCCACCACGCGCUGCGUGCACCACGUCACGCCGCCCGAAAACAAAUAUACCUGGUACCGCCUGGACAACGACUGGGCCGAAGUGGGCCAAAUAUCGGUGACGGUGUACGGGGCGCGGGGGCUCAGCGCGCUGGGCAUCAGCGGCAAGGCCGACGCCUACUGUGUUCUAGAGCUUGACAACGCCCGUGUCCAAACGCACACCGUGACCGGCACCUCAGAACCCAUGUGGAACAAGAGUUACACUUUUGGCGUAAAUGACAUAACCUCUACAUUAGACAUCACAGUAUAUGACGAAUCUUUCAUCAAUAGCAAGAAGGGUGAAACGCUGGGAAAGAUAUCGAUCCCCCUUUUACGGAUCAACAACGACGAGAAGAGAUGGUACGCACUGAAAAACCGCUCUAAAAUGGCCAGCGCUAAAGGAAACUGUCCAAGGAUCCUUCUAGAAAUGUCUAUAGCGUGGAAUCCGAUCAAAGCAUCUCUGCGAGUAUUAAGCCCAAAGGAAACCAAAUAUAUACAGAAGCCGGCCAAAUUUGACAUUCCAUUGAUAUACAGUAAUUUAGUAUUCAUCAAAGAUAUCUUCCAUGUAAUUUACCUCGGAAACGAACAGUACAAAGUUUUGUUCGAAUGGGAGAACCGCGAGCGGUCGGUGGUGGCGCUGGCCGUGUGGCUGGGCUUCUGGUACUGCUUCCAGGCGUGGAUGCUGCCGCUGCUGUUGCUGGCGGCCUUCCUCUACCAGUGGACUGGCUACCGAAGUUGCAAUAACAAUGCCCUAGUUCCGGUUUAUACGUCAGACGACGAUUUAUCAGAUGAAGAAAUAGAUACGCAAAAGGAUGAGAUGACGAUAAAGGCGCGAUUGUACGAGCUGCAAGAUCUCACGUUUACUACCAAGAACAGCAUCGACUACAUCGUGUCAGUUAUCGAGAGAAUGAAAAACUUAAUAUUCUUUAGCGUCCCGUAUUUGAGCUACCUGGCGAUGAUAUUGCUGAUCUCGAUGUCGUUAGCUCUGUACCUUGUACCAGUCAAUUACAUAUUCAUGGUUUUAGGUGUGUAUAAGUUCACGCGGAAGCUGCUCAAUCCAGAAAGAGUUCCUAACAAUGAUCUUCUGGACUUCUUGUCUCGGGUUCCGGAUGAUAAAGAAUUGAAGGAGUGGCGAGAGCUGAAAGUUCCCGAGCCAAAUUUAAACAGACAAGGUUCCAUAAUGAAGAGGCGGUGAUAGCUCGAGAGCGGCGUCCGCUCUGCUAGUACGAGUAUAUGGUGCCAUAGACUUAGGAGAGGUGCAAGAUUGUAAAAGGCUGAAGAUUGCCCGUUGGCGACACCACUACACAAAGCUGUCUAGGUCUACUUUAGCCGAAUACAGGUGUAAUGCAAAUUGUGAUUUUAGUUUAAUGGAUUAAUUAAAUUAAUUUUAAUGACGUUA